AGGGACGAGUGUAACGAAUAGCGCAGGUUUUACUCUCUGGGUGACCCUUGUGCUUUAUUAUUCGCGGCCCCUUCCCUGCCUGCUUCUGCCGGAGCCCAUAGGCGCUCAAGGAGGAGGAGGCCUGAGGCCUAGCGCUGAGGGAGGCGGAGGUGGAGGCGGGUGGCCGCCCUUCCUGCGACGUCAGCCGCCCUGCAGCUCCCCUCCCUGCUGCCUUCCUUGCUGCAGCCUCCCUGGUUCUCCUCCUCCUCCUCCUCUUUCGUCCCUACAGCCGCACCUUCCUCCUCCUCCUCCUCCAUCUCUGCCUCAGUCCCUUCCUUCCUUCCUUCUCAGGGUUUGUGUUUAGCCUCCUCCUCCUCCUCCUUCAGCAGAGACACUUCAAGCAGGCUGCUUUUCCCCGAAGGGAAGCCUGGCUGCUGGACUGUUUGCCUUCCACCUAUAUAUAGACACAUAUAUAAUUGCAAUAUAAAAGGCAUCUUUGUUGGAAGAGAAGGAGGAGGAGGAGGAUCAGCAACAUGGCGAAAGCCGAGCAGGUCCUGAACCUGGAGCCGCAGCACGAGCUGAAAUUCAAAGGUCCCUUCACAGAUGUUGUCACUACAAAUCUGAAACUUGGCAACCCUACAGACAGAAAUGUCUGUUUCAAAGUGAAGACUACAGCACCACGCAGGUACUGUGUAAGGCCCAACAGUGGGAUUAUAGAUGCAGGAACUUCAAUUAAUGUCUCUGUGAUGCUACAGCCAUUUGAUUAUGACCCUAAUGAGAAAAGUAAACAUAAGUUCAUGGUUCAGUCAAUGUUUGCACCGCCUGAUACUUCAGACAUGGAAGCAGUAUGGAAAGAAGCAAAACCAGAAGAACUCAUGGAUUCAAAACUUAGAUGUGUGUUUGAGCUGCCAGCAGAAAAUGAUAAACCCCAUGAUGUAGAAAUAAAUAAAAUUAUAUCCACAACUGCAGUAAAGACAGAAUCUUCUGUAAUGUCAAAAUCAUUAAGUUCUUCUUUGGAUGACAGUGAAGUUAAGAAAGUAAUGGAAGAGUGUAAGAGGCUUCAGUUAGAGGUUCAGAGGUUACGAGAGGAGAAUAAACAAUUGAAGGAAGACGAUGGACUGCGGAUGAGGAAGGCUCCCCAGACAAACCAUCCGACCUUUGCUUCGGCUGCUGCUGUGAAGGAGGAGGGCCUCAGCACUAGACUACUCGCACUGGUGGUUUUGUUCUUUAUUGUUGGCGUAAUUAUAGGGAAAAUUGCCUUGUAGAGGCCGCAUGCUGAGGAUUGUAAAUUGGAUUGAUGGAUCUGCCAUAUCAUUGGAUUAAAUUUAUUCAUAACAAAAUGUUUAAAAAAAUGUAUGACAUCUCACAGGUCUUGCCUUUUAAAUUUUUAUCCCCUGCACAAAUAUAACAUUAACAUUAACAUAAUCUUCUAGAAAGUUUUUUAAAAAGGUUCAAGGAGCAAGCAGGAGAAGAGAGGGGAGUUAUCUUGAUUGUGAGGAAGAAAUCAUGUAUUUAACACUAUAAUGGCGCAUUGUUUAGGAAGAAAAAGUAACUUUAAACAUUUCUUGGACUUUGGUACCUAUUACUGGAAUUCUCUUCUUUGGGAGGCAGAAAAAAUAUUUCUCCACUGAAGGAGCUGAUCCUUUUGGUUAUUUAGAUGGUAGCUUGGGCAGACGAGGUAGAAGGCUCUCUGUAAAAUAGAUGAACCCACCACUCUUCCUCAUAAACGUCCAGUGGGUAUGACUCGGGUCUCAGAAUCUCAGCUGUGUGGCUCUGACCCUCCAAACAGUUAUUGAUGGAGCUUCAAGUGUGACCUUGCCUCUCUUGGCCCUGCACCAUCCACAGGGACUGUGAAACAUUCAAGUGUGGAAGAGCAGAACUAUGGGAAGAAAUGGACAAGUUGGGUGCCCCAGAAGGGAGCCAGCAGCACCAAUGCUGUAACAGUGUUUCUGUAAUUGGUCCCAGCCAGUUGCUGUGCAAAUAGGUAUAACAUAACAGCUUCUGAUGAUUUGGAGCUGCCUUGGAGUGGAGAGAAAGAGAAAUUGAAGGGAGAGGUCAGGUGCAUGCUCCCCCCCACCUUGUUAGGCUAGCAGUGGGGGGACUUAGUUGCUGGGGGUGGGUAGGAAACAUAAGGGUGCCUCUUUCCCCAGCCCAGCUCAAUCAGCCUGUUGCACCAAGUGCUCCAAGUUGAACUAGAGGUGUGGCUCUUGUAUCACCAGACUUUGUAGGGGAGAGGAGCACUGCCUUAAGGCUGUUUGCAUUCAAUAUUUAGUUGGGUAUGCUGCCUGGCUUUUGUCCCACCUGUUUUCCAGUCCAGAUGACACUCUGUUAAUGGGGACCAUGCGCUUCUACCACUUUAUCCCAUCACAUUCAUUUUUGCAACCCCCUGUUUGUUGCAUUCUAUGGAGACCUUUUCUUCUUCAGCACUUGCACCCACAGCAAACUCUCACAGGCUUAGCCACACGCUGCUGUGUGUGUGGUAUGUGUACUAGUAUGUAUGUAUGUCAUGUAACUUUUUUUGCCCCUCUUUAACCAUUGCGGUCUCUUGAUGCUUUUGCUGAUCAGGCUUCUGUCCUGAACCAGAUAAAAAGCAGCCAUGUAUUCAAUCUCAUGGAGAAGAGAAGGGAAGGAGCCUUUUGAUGUGCCCAUCUGUAUUAGGACAGUCCAGACUUUGCUGUGUUCUCCAUCCUUUCUCUCAAUAGCCCAGCUAGAGAGAAAGAGAGAAAUGUAAUAUUUUUCUCCCUCUUCACCCAUCAACUGUUUAGUGCUGGUUCUUGGAUGAAAUUACAUCUAGGAGACAGCAGCUCUUAGACUGCAGCUGAUAGUGAAAAAGAGACACAGACUGCAGCUGAUAGUGAAAAGGAGACAAGAUUUGGGGAUGCAUGCUUGGAGGAGCUUGUGGCAACCUAGUGAUCCUGUGUACAGGAGAGUAGGCUUAUAUAUCCAGCUUUUGGCUGUCUCACAUUGUCUUCAGUGUAACUGGUAAUCAGGACACUUUGAGUAGCAAGGAAUGUACACCAUCUGAAUGCAGCCUCACUGCAAAAUUGAAAGGUACCACUAGGCAGUCAUCUGUGUCUCAGGUUGUGUGGAAUGAGGGUUGAUACCUUGUUCUUCUAAAAGGGGACCAAGCUACCAUUGCUGUUGGUUCACGUAGCUGAGUUAAAACUCUCAUACCCAUACAUUUAAUGCAUAUUUAACUUAUUUAAUGUGUUUCAUCUCAAUGUUUUCUUUAUUGUCAUGGAAAAUUGACUACUGCUAUAAAUUGGCUAAAGAGAAAAGAGGGAAAAGGCACCUGUUCAAAGUUGGUGAAAAGAACAAUUUCUUUUUCUUUUUCUUGCUGUAGUGGUGAUGGAUUCUUCUGCCUCCUAAUACUUUGGGCACUACAUAAUUCUCAGUUUUUGAUCAUCUAAACAUUGGGGGGGGAACUGCAGUCAGGAAAACUGUUUUGUAUAUAAAAUAAGUCUAUGUAGGGGAAAAAAUAGUAGGAAUUAGUUCUAUGCUGUUAAAAAAAAUAAAAGACCAAUCCUGUUUGACUAUGUAGCGUCUUUAAAAAAAAUCAAAUAAAUCUACCCCCAUAUUGA
Messenger RNA from Sceloporus undulatus (fence lizard), 3560 nucleotides. It is a transcript of the gene VAPB, whose product is annotated as VAMP associated protein B and C. Gene Ontology annotation, cellular component: endoplasmic reticulum membrane; plasma membrane. The transcript is spliced from 6 exons. The record is from RefSeq and is a predicted model, not a curated record. Bases 513 to 1244 code for a protein of 243 amino acids. NCBI's taxonomy places the organism in Eukaryota, Metazoa, Chordata, Lepidosauria, Squamata, Phrynosomatidae. Gene Ontology annotation, molecular function: FFAT motif binding. Gene Ontology annotation, biological process: endoplasmic reticulum membrane organization.